AUGAUCAAAAGGAAAAGAAAACUCAAGAAGUCCAAGGACAAAGACGCACAGGCUGUUGCUGAAAGUCUCAUCGUCUCCAGCAAUGACGCCGUGCCCCUUACUGACUACGACUAUGAGAAUGAUCUACGGCCUGAGUUUUCGUACCUGCUAACUCGGAGAGCUAGACCAUAUACAGAAGACUGCUGCUAUCUCCUCGUCGGAGAGAGCUGCAUUCGCUAUACAGUGCCAACUCAUCACCUGAAAAAGUCCCCGUAUUUGAGCUUCCGAGCACCGGAAAGUCUUUUAAAGUCUUAUCGAGACUCUCGAAUGAUUGAAGUGCCAGAAUUGGAUGAGGAUAUCGGACACACACUAGUGCACUUCCUGUACACCGAUGAAUAUCAGACGCUGAAGUAUCCGAUUUCAUCGAAAGCUGAAACCAAGGCAACUGAAUACAGGAGAAGCAUCCUUGUAUAUCAGGCUGCUAGCGCAUGCGGAUUGCCUCUCCUAUUGGAGCGUGCAAAGGAGCGCAUAAACGAAUUUGACAAUGCAGUAUCGAUCUUCGAAGCCCUGGAUAUUGCGAAACUCGUAUACGAGAAGCUCCAAGAUGGUGACAAGGAGUGGUUUUGUGGUUACAUCAGACGAAAACUCGAGAAUGCGUUUGAUGCCGAUGAGACAUUGUUUGCCCAAGACCAAUUCAGAGGGUAUAUCGGCGAGGCUCCCACGUUUAGCCGGAUGCUGGUGAAGCUCCUAGUCGAGAUAUACAGUGACAGACUCUCAAGAACGCGCAUCAAGAACGGCCAGCGCGGGACAGAUGGGAUUGAGCAACCAGCUUGCAAUGAGCUGGCGGAAGAGAUUUCAGUACCUGACGGCCCUGACCCAGAACCGGAGGAGGUUAAGGCGCUCGAGUACCCUGAGCCAGAACUGGAGGAAGUUAAUGUGCUCGACGAGUGCCCUGAGCCAGAACUGGAGGAAGUUAAUGGGCUCGAGUACCUUGAGUCAGUCCCCUAG
Coccidioides immitis RS is the source of this 987-nucleotide messenger RNA. RefSeq lists its product as uncharacterized. The record is from RefSeq and is a predicted model, not a curated record. The transcript has 2 exons. Lineage: Eukaryota; Fungi; Ascomycota; Eurotiomycetes; Onygenales; Onygenaceae. Bases 1 to 987 code for a protein of 328 amino acids.